Molecule: messenger RNA, 1242 nt
Organism: Bipolaris sorokiniana ND90Pr
Lineage: Eukaryota; Fungi; Ascomycota; Dothideomycetes; Pleosporales; Pleosporaceae
Exons: 3
Coding region: 1-1185 (394 amino acids)
Molecular function (GO): oxidoreductase activity, acting on paired donors, with incorporation or reduction of molecular oxygen; monooxygenase activity; heme binding
Source: RefSeq, a predicted model, not a curated record
AUGUUUGCCAAUGCCUACGCCAAAUCGGCCAUGCUCAAAGGCGCCAACGCAGCCAUGAUCGAAGCUAAGGUCCGACAGUAUCUAAAUCUGAUUGCACGACAGGAAGGCUCGAGCGAGAUAUUUGCCUCAUUACACUACUUUUCUUUAGACGUUACCACUGACUUCUUAUAUGGGAAGUACGGGAAGACGUCCUGCUUGGAAGGCUCCGAAGCCGACUGCGCGUUAGUCGAUGAUGUAGUGGACGUUACGUGUCGUAGACUGUCCUGGUUCGCCGUUCACCUACCACGCUUCACUGCAUGGCUGUAUUCUAGCACCAGUCUUUUUGGAAGAGUCGCCCGCUGUUUUUAUCCGAUGCAGCUACCAAUCACGUACACAGGCAUCCGGCGCCACACUAUUAUUGCAUGCCAAGAAUUUGCACGAAGUUCAGCGGCCUACGACCCCUCUGAGAGCGUGGAGCAGACUCUACCGUUCAUCGCGAAGCUGUGGAAGCAUCACUGCUCCCAACAGACUAUUGGUGGACUGGACGACGUUGAUAUCGCUUCCUACGACACCUUGAUGUUUCUCAUCUGGUCGCUCUCCCGUCCCGAGAGCAGCAAGUUCCAGAAGAAACUCAUCGACGAAGUCCGCAGCAUAUACCAGGAAGGCCUCAACCCAGACGGCAUUCCAACCGUCGAGACCAGUGACAAACUUCCUUAUGUAAACGCUGUCAUCAAAGAAACUCUGCGACUCUAUGCUCCCUUGCCAACCUCUGAGCCACGGGAAGCCCCCACAGCCACAGUGAUUGAUGGCUAUCAUAUCCCAGCAGGAACUACAGUACCUGUCUCGCCGUAUAUCCUACAUCGGAACCCAAAAGUCUUCCCGAAUCCGAUGCAGUUCAACCCCGAUCGUUGGAUGGAUCCCUCCCAGAACAUUCCCGAAAUGAACAGGUGGUUCUGGGCAUUUUCCAGCCGAAGCAGAAUGUGUAUUAGGCUCCACCUUGCAAUAGCGGAAAUGACCACGUUAGUGGCCGCUGUAUAUCGCAAUUAUACCACCACUACCGUUGGUAAUCUUGAUACAGUUUCGCCUGGUAUCACAAGUCGCUACGAAUUUUUUUACGAUGAAGGAUGCAGCGGCGUAAAGUUGAGUUUUGGCUCCCAUUACCAUUGCACCAAUACCAAAGCCUUGCCCUCUCACAACAUAUUCUAGGAACACGAAUGCCACAUUCAAUUCGACACAUUGGCUGCAUAAGCCUUGUAACAUGCU